Messenger RNA from Lineus longissimus, 3705 nucleotides. Its product is annotated as RNA-binding protein 45-like. Gene Ontology annotation, molecular function: RNA binding. The coding region runs from base 1 to 1629 and encodes 542 amino acids. The record is from RefSeq and is a predicted model, not a curated record. Lineage: Eukaryota; Metazoa; Nemertea; Pilidiophora; Heteronemertea; Lineidae. The transcript is spliced from 9 exons.
AUGGCGAACCACCUCGAUAGAAAUGACUUUUGUUCACCACCAUUUAGCCGAUUAUUCAUAAUCCACGGGAAAACAAUCGAAGAAGCGACGAUCAGAGAUGCCUUUGAGAAAUAUGGACACAUUGAAGACCUUUUUAUGGUCAGGGAUCGGCUAACCCGCGAGUAUAAAGGAUUUUCCUAUGUGAAGUUUGAAAAGACUUCAGAGGCUGCCCUCGCAAUGGAAGAGAUGACUGGUCGUGCCCUGGAUGGAUCUAGUAAACCAAUAAAGGUGGUCCUGGCGAACAAAAGAGGUGAAGGAAAUUAUCGUGAUCCGCAAGAAGAUGAAAAAAUGCUUCGUAUCUUUGUCAUGAUCCCCAAAGAUUAUCGAAAUAAAGAUUUGAGGAAGAAUUUCGAGGAAUUUGGCGAAAUCGACUUUGUAGAAGUUGUCACAGAUCGCAGGACUGGCCAGAAUAAAGGUUUUGGUUACAUCAAGUAUCUGCGGCCGUACCAUGCGGCAUUGGCCGUGGAGAAGUGUAAUCGAAAAUACAAAGCCAAGUUUGCUGAUCCACCUAUAAAAGACAAGCAGCGUGGUAGGGAUGAUUACGGUCCACCAAUGAAGCGCGGACGAGAGCCGUAUUAUGAUGAUUAUCCUGACGACCGUAAUCAUGAUAUGAGGGGCCGAGAUCGAGGACCAGUUUAUGAUGACCGAAUGAUGGACCCAAUGCCACCACCUAUUAUGCAGAAUAGAGGGCUGAUGGAGCAGAUGCAGUUGCAGGCCAACAUUGGAAUGGGUGGCAUGGGAAUGGGUAUGAAUCGAGGAAUGGGUAUGGCAAUGGGUGACGGUCCACCCAUGGGAAUGGUAGAUAACAGUAUGGGCUACGUUGGUGAAAGCAGUGGAGGAGCACUGGAAGUCGAGGCCAUGAUAUCCAAUUCCCAUGUUGUGCGGCCGCUGCUCCAGAAGUUGUUUGACCUCAUUCCUGGACUAGAGUACUUUAACUACGAGAGGAAUUCAGGUUUGGCAACUGCCCGCUAUGCAACUCCUGAGGCUGCUUCCCGUUGUGUGGAGAAGAUGAAUGGCUUUGAAUACCCCCCUGGUAGCCCUAUCAACGUGCGCUAUGCUAGAUCUAGUGGUGGUGGGGGGGCAGGUGCAGGAACCAUGGACGUGGCUGCCGUCCUCGACAGCCUGAAGGGAGUGCCGAACGCUGACAACCUGAUUGGUGCAAUGAAACAGAUUGCCAGCAUUUUGGAAACUAAGAGUUCAGAAAGCACAGAUCUCAAUCCAGAUGGUACUGAAAAUGUUCCGUACUGCGUUGUCCCACUGCCACAGAAGCAGCCGAGGCUAUCUCCGGAUGCCCACUGCGAGGAACGACUGUUUGUGGUCUGCAAGCCGUUCCCAGUCAAUGAGAUGAUCUUGACGGAUGCAUUCUGCCGGUUUGGCAAUCUCAUUGAGGUCUUCCUGCAACCAGGGAGAAACUUUGGCUAUGCCCGCUACGGAUCAAAGGAGUCGGCCGGAAAAGCUAUCAGCGCACUCAACUUGGUUGAAAUCAACGGGCAGCUGAUGAAGGUAUUGGUUGCUGAAGCCCCGAGGAAGGAACGAGGCGACAGUCCCCAUCGCAAGAGAACUCGGAACUCGGAACACUGGGAGAGUUAAGGUAAGGUCAGUAGGCUAUACACUGUUACAAAUUGAUGGGUGCAGGCCGGCGUAAUUGGGUGGUACUGCCUGUGAGAAAAAUGUGCAACCAGUAUUUUCAUGUAUUGACGGAGUGGACUCUGGAUGAAACAUCACAGGUAACAUUCCAAACUCCUCUUAGAUGACAAACCCGGCCAAGAUCAUCUUGUGGGUGCAGCACUAUGCUAUUGAGUAUUCAGAUAAAGCAAGGUAAGUCAAGUGUGAAUGUGAUCCUUUAUGGUAGUGAUCGAGAAACUUGAGGUCACUAUUAAGCCAUCUGUUUGGAAUGAGAAAGGAUUGAGACCUCACUUACAAGACCCCUUAAAAGGGACAAACCUCAAACUGAUUACCAUUGAGGAGACUUAACCUCAACCAGACAUGUUUUUGGCUGUAAGUCUCUAUCACGCUGUCAUGAUGAGACAGGUCUCCAAAUGAUGCUGACUUGCAGACAACAUCAAAUGCCUGGUCUGACAUAUGAUCAAGGACACCGUAUAAACCCUUGAUGUCCAUUAUAGAAAAGGACAUGGAGACCUUGUACAUGCAGAAAAGUGAAAAGGUCAGGACAUUUACAAGUUAUUUGCCCCUGUCCUUUUGCUUUUCCUAGGAACACCAGUUGCCUCUACAAGGAUGCUGUGAUGAGUGCUGGCUAAUCCUGUACUAGCAGGGCUUCACCAUAACACUGCUAGUGCUUAUUACAGAGUACUGGCAGACUUGUUAGAAUUAACCUUCAUCUAUGUAUUAACAUGAAUGCAAUCUUGCUUGAUUUCUAGUGACCAGACGACACGAGACAUCCGUGACGGAUUGCGACUGUUCUGACAGAAACGACACAUUGGACAUAUACACAGUGACGUAUCCCUCUAAAGGACGACAGAGAUACUCAGUAAGAAAGGACCCAGACAGAUUUACCCCCGGACGAUUUGCACACACAGCGGACCCGACAAAGGAAUGAAGAGACCCCUUUUGACAAGUUCACCAAACUGAUGAUGUUUACAGGCUUGAUUAGUACAGGAAUAACUAUGAUCGACAAAUACGGCCAAUGAUUCCCUAUUCUACACUUGCUAUCCGGCAGUAAUGCGUGUCACUAUAGUUCUACACAUAGCUGUGGCCCACCUAAUAAGUCCAUCUAUGGCUGACGACCAGGCAUAGGACUCCCCAUAAGACAGCUUCACUGCUGACUGUUUUAAAGACCUAGACCUCAAGGAUUUUUCGUUUGGUUACUGCUGCUCCAGUACUCCUCAGACUCACAGCACAGAUGACCUGAUUGCCGGCGUGAUUGAACAAAUAACCCUGACAUUACAAUUUGACUUGUCACGUGUUGCUACCAUACCUGUACAUGUAGUUGACAAAGCCGUGUCCUUGCAAUGUAUGAAGUAUUAGUUAUGUGGACACAAUCUUUUACUCUAGAGCCAGGAAUCCACUGGAUGACACAUUAUUAUGAUAGGUUGUGUGCAAAUCACCAUCAACUUGAUCUAACUGGUGCAUACAUUGUUCUUCGAGGCCAUAGAGGUUGAUUUGUGGAAACACUUGGGACCUCAGGCUGACCAGCUACAGCAUAGAAUAACCACAGUCAGUGGAUUCCCAGCUUGACUAUGUGAGUAUCAUUGACAGAGAUGUAUGGACUUGGCCCUGGUGAUCAUUUAUCAAUACCUCACCCUGUGACAUUGGGUGAUAUGAAUAAAGACUAGCAAAUGCUUUUACUUCAAUUUUGUACAGAAAGGCCUAGUGUAUAUGUACAUGAAGUUUUAGAUAAAAGCAUUUGCUAGUCUUUAUUCAUAUCACCCAUUGUUUUUAUUCAAUCAUCAAGUGUAUGACCCUGUUGUGUUCUGUUGUGUGGAUGACAUUAAAUGCUAACUAUUUACUGAUUUGAGUUGUACCUUAUAGAGUGGCAUGUGAGACUUUAACACUGACAUGGACAUUUGGUAAUGGUAUUAUUUUCAGUAUCAUGAAUGCAUAUAUUCUUUUCAGUGUAAGUAAUGCAUUCUCCAAUUUGUUGUAAAUUGUAUGAGGCAUUAAUCAUGUAAUGAUGUACAUGUUUGUUUUACAUGUUGUACAUGAAAU